Messenger RNA from Dentiscutata erythropus, 2289 nucleotides. NCBI's taxonomy places the organism in Eukaryota, Fungi, Glomeromycota, Glomeromycetes, Diversisporales, Gigasporaceae. The record is from the annotation of a GenBank genome assembly.
AUGUUGCAAUUAUUAUUUAAAUAUUUGAAUUCUAAUGAUAAAUCACCUCAAAAACUUGAAAUAGAAAAUAUACGAGUUUCUGCUCAUAAUUCUCGUGAUUUUGAAAAACAUGAAAUUAUUGGACGAGGAGGAUGUGCAGUUGUAUAUUCUGCAAGUUUUAAACAAGAAAAACAUGCAUUAAAGAGUCUAAACAAUAAUCUAAGUUUUGAUGAAAAAGCAUUAAAAAGAGUUAAACGAGAGCUUAAACUUCAUUAUGAAGUUGAUCAUCCCAAUGUCAUAAAAUUUUUUGGAAUUUCAAGAUAUGAGCUUGAGAGAUUGUCGUUUGAAACAACAGUUGAAUUUAUUACAAACAUCCCUCAUAAAUAUAAUCACAGGAAUACAUCUUUAACAGAAAAUCGUCAUGAUAGUAUACAAGCAACUAUUAAUGAAAGUAAAUUCGAGGAAACCAGUGAUAAAGGAGUGUGCGAUUCCGGUGAGUUGGAUAAAAAGAAAUUAAAAGAGACUCAUUAUAAAACAACAUGGUCGAUGGACCCAAACAUUUACGGAAAAGACCAAAAACAACCCGAAUUUUUUAAAGCCAGACAGGGUAAUAUUAAAUAUCUUGAGCAUGAAAGCAAAUUCGAAGAAACGAGCGAUAAAGGGGUUUACGAUUCCGGUGAAUUGGAUAAAAAGAAACUAAAAGAUGAUCAUUAUAAGACAACUAGGUCGAUGGACCCAAGCAUUUGUGUAAAAGACCAAAAACAAUUCGAAUUAUUUAAAGCAAAAUAUCUUGAAUAUCAUAAUAAGCAUGAAAAUUGCGAUUCCGGCGUAUUGGAUGAAAGGAGAUUAAAAGAAUAUCAUCGUAAUACAGCAUGGUCAAUGGACACAACCAUUUACAAAACAAGCCACCAACAAUAUGAAUUUUUUAAAGCCAGAUACUCUAAUAGUGAAGAUAUCAACGAGCGUGAAAAAGAAUAUUUAUUAAAAAUGCUUCAAAGUAAAUUUGAUAAAUUAAAAGUCAAAAAUAAAGAGGGUGAAGAACGUCAAUGUGAAGAUUGCAAAAAUUUUACUCGCGCUUUUCAAUACUGUGAAUUUUGCAUUAGAAUUUAUUUACAUCAUAACUUUCGUGAAUGGACCGGCAACGAUGAAAUUGACAAGGCAAUUCAAGAUGCCCAAAAAAAUGUGAUGGGACCUGAUUUAGUAAUCGAAUUCAUUCCUUAUGAAAGGCUUAAAGACAUACAAUACAGAACUAAAGGCUUUUAUGCUGAUAUCUAUAAUGCUGUAUGGAUCGAUGGUCCCUUUAAUAUGUGGAACGGAAAAGUUCUAGAAAGAAUCCGAAAUCACAAUGUUAUUCUCAAGAGAUUAAAAAACUCCGAUCAAACGGCCAUCCGUUGGUUUAAUGAGAUUUUAUCCCACCUUAAAUAUGACAAAAUUUCAUCUAAUAUUGUUAGAUGUUAUGGAAUAACUAAAGAACCAGAUACUGGUGAUUUUAUAUUAGUUUUAAAUGUUAUGGACUUCGAUAUACGUGAAUUUCUUGAACAUUUAGAAGAAAAAAAUUUAAGAAUUAAUUGGAAAGAUCAAUAUCAAAUUAUCUACAAAAUAUCAGCAUGUUUGCAUGAAAUGCAUCAAGAAGGAUUGAUCCAUAAAGAUUUACAUCCUGGCAAUGUAUUACUACAAGGAGAUUAUGAAAUAAGAAUCAGCGAUUUGGAACAUGAUAUUUUUCUUGUAAACGCCAUCAUAUUUGGACUUCGACCAGAUAUAGUUUAUGGAACGCCACCUGAAUAUGAAAAAUUGAUGAAACAAUGUUGGGAUGCUAUUCCAGAAAAUCGACCAGAUGCCAGAGCAAUUUAUAAAGAAAUAUACAAAUUGCAACAAAACUUGUCUAAUGUUAUAGAGAAUGCAACGAAUGCAAAAAUAGUCACUGAUAAUAUAGUAAAUGAUAACAUUUCGAAUAUACGCAUUCGGAAUGAACAUCCAAAUAAAGACUGGUCAGCUACCACACAAUAUUUGUCUUCAGGCCCAAAAAAUUGGUUAAAGGAUAAUCCGAAAACCCUUUCAUCAGGCCCAAAGAAUUGGCUUAAAGAAAAACAAGAAGCAUUUUAUCAGGAUCCAAAGAUGAAUCAGGUAAAUAUGAAGAUGGAAUUGGCUGCAAUAUUUCAAUGUAACCAGAUGCUUACUUCAUUCAUACUUACAAUAAAAAUAUUGAUAGACGAUUUUAAAAAUAAAGACUAUGUUUUUAUUGAAAAUUUGCUUGAGAAAUCGAAGAUUUCUGAUAUUGAUGAAAUUGAAAGUGAUAGUCAGGCAUCUUGA